Molecule: messenger RNA, 963 nt
Organism: Peromyscus leucopus (white-footed mouse)
Lineage: Eukaryota; Metazoa; Chordata; Mammalia; Rodentia; Cricetidae
Product: olfactory receptor 4F3/4F16/4F29-like
Biological process (GO): G protein-coupled receptor signaling pathway
Cellular component (GO): membrane
Molecular function (GO): olfactory receptor activity; G protein-coupled receptor activity
Source: RefSeq, a predicted model, not a curated record
CCAAUGGAAGGUGUAAAUCAGUCUGUGGUGUCAGAGUUUGUGUUCCUGGGACUCACCAACUCUUGGAAUAUCCAACUAUUCCUUUUUGUGCUCUCCUCCACAUUUUAUGUAGCAAGCAUGAUGGAAAACUCCCUCAUCGUGUUCACUGUGGCUUCUGACCCUCACUUACACUCUCUGUACUUUCUGUUGGCUAACCUCUCCUUCAUUGAUUUGGGUAUUUCUUCUGUCAUUUCCCCCAAGAUGAUUUGUGACCUGUUCAGAAAGCAUAAAGUCAUCUCCUUUAGAGGUUGUGUCACUCAGAUCUUCUUCAUCCAUGUCAUUGGUGGUGUGGAGAUGGUGUUGCUCAUAGCCAUGGCCUUUGACAGAUAUGUAGCCAUAUGUAAGCCUCUCCAUUACUUGACCAUUAUGAGCCCAAAGAUGUGCAUCUUGUUUUCAGUGGCCUCCUGGGUGGUUGGUCUUAUGCACUCUCUGGUUCAACUGGCUUUUGUAGUAAACUUACCAUUCUGUGGACCAAAUGUAUUGGACAGCUUCUACUGUGACUUUCCUCGGUUCAUCAAACUUGCUUGCACAGACACAUACAGACUAGAAUUACUGGUCUCAAUCAAUAGUGGAUUUAUGUCAGUGGGCUCCUUCUUUAUACUGAUCAAUUCCUAUAUUGUCAUCUUAAUCACUGUACAAAAACACUCUUCAAGUGGCUCCUCCAAGGCUCUGUCCACACUCUCGGCUCAUGUGACUGUGGUGGUCUUAUUCUUUGGUCCUGUGAUGUUCUUCUAUACAUGGCCUUCUUCUUCCACACACUUGGAUAAGUUUCUGGCCAUAUUUGAUGCAAUUGUCACUCCAUUUCUGAACCCUGUGAUCUAUACAUUGAGGAACCAAGAAAUGAAAAUGGCAAUGAUGAGAGUAUUUAACCAGAUACUGGGUUAUAGACAAAUAAUUAAACAUUUGACCUGUGAACAAUCUUAA